Messenger RNA from Racocetra persica, 169 nucleotides. The record is from the annotation of a GenBank genome assembly. Lineage: Eukaryota; Fungi; Glomeromycota; Glomeromycetes; Diversisporales; Gigasporaceae.
AUGGAUAGUGAUCCAAAUGGCAAUAUUCAUACAAAAAUUUGUUCGGAAUGUGGUCGUAAAAAAAUUUCAUAUGGAUGGUGUGAAUCUUGUGAUAUAAAACAUUCAAAGCGGACAAGUGGAAACAGAAUUGAUUUUGAUAUGAUUAGUGAUAUUUCUACUAAUAUACUCA